AUGGAUGGCACUGGGAUUACUACUAUAGUUCAGUCAAAUCUCGGUUAUCCUUCUGGUUUGGCUCUUGAUAUUGCGCGACAGCAGCUUUAUUGGACUGACAAAACUCGCCAUAUUAUUGAAACGGCAACAUCGCAAGGACACAGUAGACGAACAAUAAUAACUUCCAAUGUUACAUACCCUACUGCCAUAGCUGUGUUUAAGGAUAGCAUUUAUUGGGCGGAUUCAGAAUUAAAGAAAAUUUUCCAAGCAAAUAAUAACGGAGGAAAUGUGAAAGUUAUUGCUAGUUCUUUGACUUACUUAACCGAUGUUAAGGCUUUUCGGCAAGCUUCUCAAACAGGGACUAAUGGUUGUGCUAACAACAACGGUGGAUGUUCCCACUUAUGUGCACCGUUACCAAAUAAUGGUCACGUAUGUCUGUGUCCUGACAACGCUAAAACUAUAACUAGUAAUGGUAAAAUGACUUGCGUAUGUGAAAGCGGAGAAGUCUUGCAACCUGGUGGAUUCUGUUCUGCAACUAAUUCAAGUAGCUGCAAAUCUAAUCAAUUUACCUGUAACAAUCACAAAUGUAUACCAAAGUCUUGGCAUUGCGAUCAUGAUAACGAUUGUGGUGAUAAUUCAGACGAAUUAGGGUGUUCUUUCCAAACGUGUGCGUCGUGGCAAUUUACUUGCUCUGAUGGACGUUGCAUAAGUAAUUUCAGGAAGUGCGAUUUUAUAAAGGACUGUCGUGAUGGAUCCGAUGAAUUAAAUUGCGUUCGUCCGAAUUGUACCAGUGAUGAAUUUAGAUGCAAUAAUAAGCGUUGUAUUAGGAAGUCUUACGUUUGCGAUGGAGAUAAUGAUUGCUACGACAAUAGUGAUGAAAAGUAUUGCGUUAGUUCUCAUUCUUGUAAGUCAAGUGAAUUUCGUUGUAAGAAUGGCGCUUGUAUUCCCAAGACAUUUUUUUGCGAUAAAUUUAAUGAUUGUGGAGAUAAUUCGGAUGAACCCAAGAAAUGCACUCCAAAACCAUGUACAAUAAACCAAUUCGUAUGUAAUAAUGGCGAAUGCAUUCCGAAUAUUUGGCGGUGUGACGGAAUCGCGGAUUGUGGGGAUAGCAGUGAUGAAAAGAAUUGCAACACCACCACAACAACAGCAGCUCCUACUACUCAAUCCAGCCAAUGUGGAAGUAACCAGUUUAAAUGCAAAGUUACUAAAUUUUGUAUUCCGUUGUCGUAUGUUUGUGAUGGGGUAGUAGACUGCCAAGGAUUUUUUAUUCCAGAUUCUUCAGAUGAAGCUAAUUGUCCUACAACUCAACCGUCUGGAACGAGUACUCCAUCAUCGUGCGGUUCUAACAGUUUUGCUUGUCUGAGUGGUGGAUGCAUUCCUAAGGCAUCGGUUUGUAAUCAUGUUACAGAUUGUUCCGAUGGUAGUGAUGAACUCGACUGUGGUUUUACAGCUGCACCGACAAAAACCACUAUAAUGCCUACAACACCUACAAACUGUAGUUCCCAGCAAUUCGAUUGCGGUGCAGGUUCACUUCCACGUUGUAUACCAGCUUCAUUCAGAUGCGAUAACGAGCAAGACUGUAGUAAUGACGCGGAUGAGCGUCAUUGCCAAGCAUGCAGUGGUUUUAAGUGCGCCAAUGGCGUCUGCUUAAAAAAGAAUAGUCAAGUAUGCAAUGGCAUCAAUGAAUGUGGUGACAAUUCCGAUGAAAAGCACUGUGCUUCACAUCAAUGUAGCAAUUCUGAAUUUCGUUGCACUAGUGGUCAGUGUAUUGUAAAAAGUGGGCGCUGUGACGGAUUUAACCAGUGCAGUGAUGGAUCGGACGAAAAGUCAUGUGAUAUUGUUUCAUCUUUAGUAGCAGCACCCUUUUCGGCUCAUUCUUUAAGGAUAUCAUGGAAAUAUGUACAGAAUAGUAAAUAUCAAGUAGAUCAUUAUCGUAUCUAUUACAGAAUUUCUGGUCAUAAUCUCGAUGCUAACUAUUGGCCAAGCUACGUAGAUGUGCCAAAGUUUUACCAUUCGAAAAUUAUAUCCAACUUACAGCCACAAACAACUUAUGAUGCAACCGUUACCAUUAUAACGAAAUCGGCUGCAGUGUUACGUAAAGCACCAUUUGUCACUACUUCAACAUAUGCGUCGAAACCGUUACCACCGAAAAAUUUGAAAGCGUUUGUACUUGCUGCCAACAAAAUUAAAGUAACCUGGGAGGCUUCGUCGGCGCCUGGAGUUGUGAUCAAAAAUUAUAAAGUCGCCUAUAGAUUUGGAUUUUUAGAUACAACAAUUACAACCAGAAAUUCCUUUGUUAUCAUCUCGAAUCUUAUACCGUUUACAACAUAUUAUGUCAGGGUUGCUGCUGGUACUUAUGACAACGUUUUUAGUGAUUAUACCAAUGAGUAUGUGGUACAUACUGCGCCAGCUGUGAGAAUUACCAACGGCAAAUACGAAUUUGAAGGUCGUGUGGAAGUCUUUCACAACAAUGAAUGGGGGACGGUCUGCGAUGGCAAUUGGAACAUUAAAGCAGCAACUGUUGUAUGCAAACAACUUGGUUAUUAUGAAGCAGUGCAAGCUGUUUACUUUGGUCAAUUUGGCGGUAGUCAAGGCAAAAUCUGGCUAAAUAAUGUUCAUUGCAGUGGUAGUGAAUCAUCACUAUUGGAUUGCACUCACUCCGGUUGGAGUAAUACAACUUGUACUCAUGCAAACGAUGCUGGUGUUGUUUGUAGUCAAGCCCCAGUGAGACUUGUUGGAGGUCUAUCAUCUGCCGAAGGUCGUGUUGAAAUAAAGCAUAACGGUUUUUGGGGAACAAUAUGCAAUUUUGGUUGGAGAAUAGCUACUUCUAAUGUUGUGUGCCGCAGUCUAGGGUUCCCUGGUGCAAAACCAGUUAAUCUUGUUUUUGGUCAAACUAACAAUUUUGGGCCUGGUAAUGGAACAGUUUGGUUGUCGAAUGUUAGAUGCCAAGGCAAUGAAUCUUUCAUAACCGAAUGUCCGUAUUCGGGUUGGGGUAUUAGUAGCUCAGCUUGUAAUUCGCAUAGAUAUGAUGUUGGCGUUUCUUGUCUGACUAAACCUGUUCGCCUUGUUACUGCCAAUCAAGUCAAUGUCUAUAAACAGGGAACAAUUGAAGUAUCUCAUAAAGGAAAAUGGGGAACAAUUUGUGAUCAUAAAUGGGAUCAGAACGAUGCAGUAGUUAUUUGUAAGCAAUUAGGAUAUACUGGGGCCAUCAGGGUCGCUAAAAUGGCUGAAUUUGGUCAAGGCAAUGGUACGGUUUGGUUAACAGAUGUUCAAUGUAAAGGAAAUGAAUUAAAUUUGCAUCAAUGUCCAAGCUCUGGUUGGGGUAACAACAAAUGCAAACAUACGCAUGAUGCCGGUGUCGUAUGUAGUUAUCCAAUGGUUCGCCUUGUUGGUGGUAAUCAACCCAAUCAGGGUCGAUUGGAAAUAAAUUUUAACGGUGUUUGGGGUACCGUAUGCGAUGAUCGAUUCGAUAUUACUGAUGCAAAUGUUGUAUGUAAACAGCUUGGCUUUAUUGGAGCCGCAGCAGCUCUAGGGAGAGCUCCAUUUGGUCAAGGCAAUGGUCCAAUAUGGCUUGAUGAGGUGCAGUGCAAUGGAACUGAACAAAGUAUAGGAGACUGCGCUCAUAAUAAUUGGAAUGACCAUAACUGUGGACACAACGAAGAUGUUGGUAUCGUUUGUGACACUUCAGAAGUGCGACUAGUUGGUGGUAAUUCAACAAGGGAGGGAAGACUGGAGAUUAUUCACAACGGACGAUGGGGUACAAUCUGCAGCAAUGGCUUUACUAAAGUUGAUGCUGAUGUUGCUUGUCGUGAAUUAGGUUUUAGCCAAGCCGAUUCAGUCACCAGUACCAGUCAUUUCGGUUCUGGAACUGGACCUGUAUGGAUGCAAGGUGUUGCUUGUAAGGGUAGCGAAAAACAUCUGAAGGAAUGCCAUUUUAGCGGUUGGGGAAAUAGCAAUUGUGCACAUACAAACGAUGUUGGAAUCAUCUGUUCUAUUCCACCUGUCCGCUUAGCCGGCGGUAGCAACGGUACCAAUUAUGCUGAAGGAAGAGUAGAAAUCUUUCACCGCCAAAAGUGGGGUACAAUAUGUGACGAUUACUGGGAUCUUAAUGAUGCUAACGUAAUCUGCCGCCAAUUAAAACUUCCACCAGCUUCUGCAGCGCCUAAGAAUGCUUUCUUUGGAGCUGGUACUGGCCCUAUCUGGCUAGAUGAUGUCAAAUGUACCGGUUCUGAGACUUAUAUUAAUCAAUGCAAUACGUCUGCUUGGCAAUCGCAUAACUGUAUCCAUAAAGAAGAUGCUGGUGUUGUUUGUGGAAUGAAACCUACCAUGCCUUUACCGACGGUUAAACCAAUUCAAUGUAGCAGCAAUCAGAAAGUUUUUACCUGUAAACCCAAUGAAUGCAUACCUAUGUUUGGACGAUGUGACGGUAUUUCGCAGUGUAGUAAUGGAGCAGAUGAGAAAAAUUGUUUACGAUUAAAAACAACCACCAAUAAUUACACGGGAAUGGUUGAAAUUAAUCAUCGAGGCCUUUGGGGUACAGUAUGUGAUGACUUCUGGAAUCUUCCGGACGCUAUUGUUCUCUGUCGUCAGUUAGGCUUUAAAGGAGCUCUACAACCUUUGGUUAUGGGUCAAGGUGGCCAAGGAAGCGCAAAUCAACCUAUCUGGUUGGAUAACGUUUUGUGUAAGGGCAAUGAGACCGAUAUAAGAAAUUGUCAACAUAGCCAAUUUGGCGUCCAUAAUUGCGAUCAUACGGAAGAUGCCGGGGUUAUAUGUGCUAGUGGUACUGCCGUACCCGUAACACCUACACCUAGUGGCCCAUGUCAUCAUUGGCAAUUUGCUUGCGAUAAUAAUCAGAAGUGCAUUUGGUUCUUUGAUCUAUGUGAUAAUGUAACUGAUUGUCAGGACGGAUCGGAUGAAGCAAACUGUGGCGGUUCAACUACUGUUCAACCUACAGGAACAACUACAACGGGUCAGUGUGGGCAUGGCCGUUUCAAGUGUCAUAACGGCCAGUGCAUAAAUUCGACAUACGUAUGUAAUAAGCGAGCCGAUUGCGCUGACGGAUCAGACGAAUUGAAUUGCGGUUUCAGCUUGGGUCCAACUCCUUCCCCAGGUUGCUCAGAUACACAAUUUAGGUGUCAAUUCUCUAAAACUUGCAUACCCAAUGAAGCAUUAUGCAAUGGAAUAAACGAUUGUACCGAUGGAUCUGAUGAACACAAUUGCAAACAUCCUCUCUACUUUGUAAGUCAACUGGCAGCUAUCAAGAUUGCAAGUUACCAAGUUACCUUAGGAUGGACGCUAACUAGAACGCCUCAACAAUAUUCGUUCAAGGUUUAUUCAAGGCAAACGCACAGUGGUAAAUCUUGGAAGAUGGAAGGACAAACAUCUAACUUUACCUAUGUCGUCAAAAAUCUCUCUCCUUUUACUCAAUAUUCUUUUACUGUUUCGGUAAUUGAGCCCAAUCGUAAUGGUCUAAAGGCAACACCGAUUUCGAUAAGAACAUUAGCUGGAAAGCCUGGUUCGCCGUUAAACGUUAAAGCUUCAUCAAUUCAUAGCAGUAGCAUUGCUGUUAUUUGGAUGGCACCGAAGCAAUCUAAUGGGAAUAUCCUUUUUUAUGGCGUAAAUAAAUUAAUUACAAUUUUCAUUCAUGGUGGGUCAAUUAUGUCCAAAGUAAUAAAGACUUCUGGUCUGACAAAUCCUAAUGGUCCAGGACUCCGAUAUAUUAUUGAUAACCUGCGAGCCAAUACUAACUAUUACAUUCAGGUCGCUGCAUAUUCUUCAACGCAAGGAUACGGGCCUAAGUCGCCACAAAUUCAAGUGAAAACUUCUGUCUUUGAAGCGCCUAGCCGUUUGAACAUUAGUAUGGAUCCUUCCACACUGAAAGUUGUCGUUACGUGGAAACCAGCAGCAUCAUCAGUUAAAAUCCAGUCCUAUGACUUAACUGUGAGGGCGAACGAUCCUUCAUCUUGUGUACCUAUCAGAUACGUUAUCGUUGAUGCAUCUGUUCACACAGCGAAUAUCAAACACCUAAUCCCGGGUAUGGAGUAUAUUUUUAGUAUAGCGGCGGUAGCAGACGGUGGGCAAAAGUAUUCAGGCAAUUCGGAAAUUUUUGUGUCCAAAGGGGUUAAGCCUAUUCCACGUGAUCUCUCCAUAUCAGCGACAACUAACGCUAUUUAUUUGAAUUGGAAAGAGCCUGUCUUAGCACAAGGAAUGAAAAUACUUAAUUAUUAUGUUCAUGAGAGUGUUUCAGAAAAUUCUGGAUCAAAGGAUUACACGACUACUAAGACAACCUUUUCCCGGCCGUUAACGAAUACAACCUACCUGUAUCGAGUUAGCGCCAACACAAAUUUUGGUUCAGGACCUUGUUCUAAAUUUCUAACAUAUAAUUACUACCCCGUACCAACAGCCGCACCGCAGUCCUUGACAACAAUUUUGGAGAUAUCCUUACCAAUAGCCGCGGUUGCUGUCUUAGUAUUGAUAGGAGCUUGCUAUUACUUCAAUAGUUCCCGUAGAUUAAGAAAUCGAUUGCAAACAUUUGUUGGUAGCCAUUUUAGACGAGAUACUGACGAAGCAACAUUCUUAAUGUCUGGAGAUGAUGACGAUGACGUAUUGAACGAUGACGGCCUUUCUGCAAAUGAUCCGACGAGUGACGACGAUGGAUUAAUAAGAGCUUAG
Molecule: messenger RNA, 6651 nt
Organism: Trichoplax adhaerens
Lineage: Eukaryota; Metazoa; Placozoa; Uniplacotomia; Trichoplacea; Trichoplacidae
Exons: 40
Coding region: 1-6651 (2216 amino acids)
Cellular component (GO): membrane
Molecular function (GO): protein binding
Source: RefSeq, a predicted model, not a curated record